AACCAGGUGGUAACAUAUGUAAUAGCAAAAUUGAAAUAAACGUAUCAUAAGUAUACAAGCGCGGAUCAACGUGAAUUCUUCCCUGGUCAAUACAUACUACCAAUCGGAAGACUUGGGAUAAGUGUAACUCUUGCGUUGGUUCCUUUCUUUCCUAGCAGAUGGUUACUAUCGGUGAUUAGUCAUCUCGGGCCGUCGAUAUUCCUGCGACACGUUACUAAUCAAAGGCAUCAAAGGCAGCGCCUCUUCAAGAAGUUGGGACAUCGAUUGACACACGCGUCAAGAUUUAUAAAAACUCAUAACUUCCAUAACUUCUCAUAACAAAGAACGUAAAAAAUUGACUGUAAAUUUCUCUUGAAAUGACCCAUAUGAUAUUAGUCAUGAGAAACUUCAAACUUCAGAAAUGCCUUUUGUUUUUAGCCUUUCCGUUUCGCUGUCUUUAUUGAAACUGAUAAGCGACUUGUUUUCGAAACCGGCUCCAGGAUGCAUGUAGUUUGGUUUACAAUCGCAGAUGAUAGCACAGUUUGACAGACGGUUAGUUAAGUUAGUUGAUUCGAAAGCAGCUUAAAAAUGGUGCAUCCAGGAAGAGUCGUCAUUCUGCUAUUAUUAGGCUUAAAUCACUUUGUUUUAAUGGCAAGUACGAAUAAGAAAUACUUCAUUCCAAGUAUACGUGCCAACUGGUUCAAAGCGAACGAAUUCUGCAACUCCCUGCAAACGCGGCUCACCGUUAUCAAGUCGAAGGAGGAAAACGAAGCCAUCGCCAGCUACGUCAAAACGACGGACAAAUAUUCGGACGAGUGUAGCUUUUGGAUUGGCGGAACGGAUCUGGCCGACGAGGGUGUUUUCAUUUGGACCGCCACGGGCGAACGGGUUUCCUACUCGAAUUGGGGCCCAAGCGAGCCGAAUAAUCAUAACGGCAACGAACAUUGUAUGCAGCUGGCUUACAUACCGGCCGAAGGCUAUCACUGGACCUGGAAUGACAACGUUUGCAACGGGCAGUCGCUUUAUUUUGUUUGUGAAAAUGUUGAGUUCAAUUGUGUUACUAAUUUUUAAUGCUUUCUUAGUAAUAUUUACUCAGAGUAGCGUAAAUAUGAAAUGAGUUGAAAA
Molecule: messenger RNA, 1104 nt
Organism: Sabethes cyaneus
Lineage: Eukaryota; Metazoa; Arthropoda; Insecta; Diptera; Culicidae
Product: C-type lectin 37Da-like
Exons: 2
Coding region: 568-1050 (160 amino acids)
Biological process (GO): biological process involved in interspecies interaction between organisms
Cellular component (GO): external side of plasma membrane
Molecular function (GO): carbohydrate binding
Source: RefSeq, a predicted model, not a curated record